Exophiala bonariae is the source of this 1290-nucleotide messenger RNA. RefSeq lists its product as uncharacterized. The transcript has a single exon. The record is from RefSeq and is a predicted model, not a curated record. The coding region runs from base 1 to 1290 and encodes 429 amino acids. Lineage: Eukaryota; Fungi; Ascomycota; Eurotiomycetes; Chaetothyriales; Herpotrichiellaceae.
AUGAAACGUUUCAGCCAGAUGAUCCGCAAUGCUCGGACUGAAAAACAUGGGCAAGAGAGCAAACAACAACCACUCACUACAACAACACCACAAGCGCCCACUCGUCCCGAUCAUGUUGCAGUGCAAGAACCAGUGUCUCAGGCCAGUGCCUCAGUCCCAGCCACGCCUGGAGGCCCAACCUUGAAUAUUGCCCUGCAGAACCAAACUGCAUCUGCAACUGUCUACGCCUACAUCACCGGGAGAGCCCUAGAUAACAACAAUGACUUAUUCCUGCUUCUCGCCGAUGGCCACACCCCUUAUUUCCCACAAUCUCCCUCAGCAAUAGGCGCAGAAAUUCCCGAAAAUACUGCUAUUACCUUGGGUGCCCCAGGUAAUACUGUGACAGUCACGAUUCCUCACCUUGCUGGUGGGCGGAUAUAUUUCUCCAUUGAUGCCCCACUCACCUUCUUCCUGAACCCUGGUCCGGCUCUCGUUGAACCUUCAGUCACUAAUCCAUCCGAUCCGAAUAUAAACAUUGACUGGGGCUUUGCGGAGUUUACUUUUAACCAUGAUCAAUUAUAUGCCAACAUAAGUUAUGUCGACUUUGUCGGUCCACCAGUGGCGCUUGACCUCACGACAUUUGGUGGACAAUCACAACAUAUCUCCGGGAUGCCUGUGGAUGGGCUAGAUCGCGUCUGCGAAGGCCUCCGUGCACAACACGCCCAAGAUGGCAAGGGCUGGGAUAGACUCAUUGUGACGCAAAAUGGCCGAAAUAUUCGCGCUCUCUCGCCCAACCAAGGCAUGGUGCUCCACCCCGAUCUUUUUGCAAACUACUUCGAGGACUAUAUAGACCAAUCCUGGAAGAAAUUCUCGACACAAUCUCACACCAUUGACACUCAAGCCAGUUUUGGAAAGGUCGCUUGCAAAACCUCUGGUAGCAAAAUCACGUUCGGCGGAUCUCAAUUUGUCAAGCCCAGUACCAGAGACAUCUUCUCCUGCUCGCAUGGGCCAUUCCAGACCGGUGCCAAUGUGGAGACAAAUACCAUCAUCCCCCGUCUGGCUGCAGCAUUCAACAGAUCAACUCUUCUAGUUUCGAAUUCAUUCCCCGCAGAUAGGAGUCUGUACUAUCAACAUCAAGUCACCAACCACUACUCGCGAAUUGUUCAUGAAGCAAAUCUUGACGGGAAGGGAUACGCCUUCCCGUACGACGAUGUACAGCCCAGUGGUGGUCCAGACCAAUCCGGUGAGGUACAUGCUGGAGAUCCAAAACUGUUCACGGUGACUGUUGGUGGCAGGAAUGCUUGGUGUUGA